Molecule: messenger RNA, 1581 nt
Organism: Alnus glutinosa
Lineage: Eukaryota; Viridiplantae; Streptophyta; Magnoliopsida; Fagales; Betulaceae
Product: trihelix transcription factor ENAP1
Exons: 2
Coding region: 316-1131 (271 amino acids)
Cellular component (GO): nucleus
Molecular function (GO): transcription cis-regulatory region binding
Source: RefSeq, a predicted model, not a curated record
GUAAAAAGGUGUGGAAAAGAGUAGUACUAGCAAGCCUUUAACGGCGAGUUCCAUGCUCAAAUGUGAAAGAGAAACCAAACAAAGAAAGAGACGUGGUGUUUUUUGGUCGCACAUGUGCACGGGACUUGCUUAAACUAAAGUUCGUUCCGUCCAAACCAAAUACGGGAGCUGACGUCACCGCCGGUCACAAUGCACGGCCAAUUGCCCUUGGGUCCAAAUCCGAUGCUUUUCACUCCCUCUCACUCAAUCCCAACCCCCCAAAACCUCCGGCGUGUUCAUUCAUAUUCCAAAUAGCCAGCCCACCCGACUCCACACAUGGACCGCCCGAGUCCGAAACCGACCACCCGGCCCCACCACGGUUCCGUCGGCGGCGGCGGCAGCGGGGGGCGGGAGGAUUGUUGGAGCGAGGGCGCCACGGAGAUACUGAUCGAGGCCUGGGGAGACCGUUAUGUCCAGCUCAACCGCGGAAACCUCCGUCAGAAGGACUGGAAGGAGGUCGCCGACACCGUCAACGGACGUCAAAACGGCGUUAAGCCGCGCAAGACGGACAUCCAGUGCAAGAACCGGAUCGACACGUUGAAGAAGAAGUACAAGCUCGAGAAGGCCAAAUCCCCUCCGUCCCAAUGGCCCUUCUUCUACCGCCUCGACUCGCUCAUCGGUACCAACGCCGUUGCCAAGAAGCCCCCCACGGUUACUUUCACCGUCAAGCCCUCCUCCAAGCCCAAACCCAACCCUAACCCUAACCCUAACUCUAAUCUCUUAGUUUACUCCGGUGCGGGGUCCACGGACAGUUCGCUUGGCGGCGAUGAUGAUGAUGAUGAUGUCGACGACGAGGACGAUGAUGAUGGUGGAGGUGUAGCGCUUGAUGGGAGGGUGUCGAGGAAGCAUCGGAUGGAGAGCGUAGAUUUGUCGGAUGGGGCGGCGUGUAGGGAAUUGGCAAGGGCGAUACUGAAGUUCGGGGAGAUCUACGAGAGGAUCGAGAGUUCGAAGCAGCAGCAGAUGAUGGAGCUGGAGAGGCAGAGGAUGGAGUUCACUAAGGACCUUGAGUUUCAGAGAAUGAAUAUGUUCAUGGACGCUCAUUUGGAGAUUGAGAAAAUGAAGCGCCCCAAGUACGCUCCGAGCUCAGCUUAAGGCCAUGUCUUCUCUGUAUUCUGAAGUUCAUGAUGCUGAUAAAGUUGGCGUUGCCUAGCAAUUAGUCUAAUGAGGUUCUUUUGUGAAUUUUGCAUACCUUGAACAGGGAAGAAGCAAUAAGCUGAGAUUGCAGGAAUGCUUCUCACUUUCAAAAGGAAGUGCAGCCUGGUGAUAUCUUUUGCAACCCGCUUUGGGACUCCUCUGUUUACAGAACAUGUCCGCCAUGAUAUAUUACUCAGCAGUUUCAAAUUCGAAGCUUUUGAAGAUGGUUUGCCAUCGUUGUAGUGUUAAGUGUACAUUAUUAGUUGUUUGGCUCUAAAUUUCAUGUACUUAUGAUGUGUUUUCUGUAUGAUUAUGACCUUGUUCUACUCAGAUCUGAGAGUUUUUUUUGGCGAACCAAUGAAUAUGUGAUUCGUGCAUUUCACAUGAAGGAAAGCUAUGUUGCUUCAA